Messenger RNA from Rhopalosiphum maidis (corn leaf aphid), 1131 nucleotides. Its product is annotated as protein FAM8A1-like. The transcript has 4 exons. The coding region runs from base 163 to 1002 and encodes 279 amino acids. NCBI's taxonomy places the organism in Eukaryota, Metazoa, Arthropoda, Insecta, Hemiptera, Aphididae. The record is from RefSeq and is a predicted model, not a curated record.
UAAAAUAUGUUUUUAGCUACUACCUUUUACAAAAAAUAUUUUUAAAUUACAUUAAACUUACUAAAAAAUUUAGAAAAAUUUAUUUUAAUAUUUUAGUUGGAUUACCGAGUAAUUAUUGAAGUAUCAAGAGUUAUUAGUAUCUACAUACUAUUCUAAAGAAUCAUGACAAGUUCAGAAAAUAAAUCAUCAUCAAAAGAUUCUAACAACUCCAAAUUGUCAAAUAAAGAAAUUAGAGAAGAAUACUUUAACCAACUGCGUUCAUGGUUGAAUACAGUAAACAGUUAUCAGUGUUAUUACAAUAAAUUACAGCAAGAGUGUUUACAAAAAAACUACCGUCAAGUUUUAAAAAAUCCUAAUGAAGUUUCUAAAGUUGUGCCUAAUGCAGUACCUGAAACACCAAGUGUUAAUCAGUUUGUGGGGAUAAAAUGCCGAGUACCGUCUUUAUGGAAGCGUUUUGGAGCUGAAUUUAUUGAUUUUUUAAUAUUAAGUAUUGUUAAAUUCUUAAUUGCUUACUUUCUAGUAGAUUCAAUUCUUGAAAUCGAUUUCACUAAAUAUAACAGUAUUUUUACACGAGAGGAAGUUGAUUAUACUACAGCAGUAGAAAUGACAUCGGAACUAUUGUUUAUAGAAGUAGCACACCGAAUAAUAGUUUGUCUAUAUGAGGUAUGUUGUCUACAAGGUAGUACAAUAUUUCAAGGUGGAGCAACAGUUGGUAAAGCACUAUUAGAUAUUUCAGUUGUUCGAGCUGAUAAGCUAUUUUGUAUAAGAGGUCAACAAGCUGAUGUCAUUGCUUUAAUUCCUGGUGGCGAUAUUGGUUGGAAACGGGCAACACUUCGUUCAAUCACUAAAAAUUUAUUUUUUGCAUUCUUAUUUCCACUACCUUUUAUUACAGCAGCAGCCAAUCAAAAUAGAUGUGCAUAUGAUGUCUUGUGUGGAACGAUGGUUGUAGAAGUUAUACAACCACUUAGGUGUGAGCAAUCUGAACUUAUUCCUAUUGGGUAACAAGAUUGUCAAUUAAUAAAUAAUAAAUAAUAUGCAUUGAUUAUAACUUUAAAUAUAGGUUAAAUUAAAUAAUUUAAUAUUUUAUUAUAAAAAAAAUACUUAAUUGUUUGAAUUUUCUGUAUUUUAAGU